UUUUGAUAUUCAGGCGUAAGAGGAAACUUGUUCCGACAGAUGCUCUCAUUUGAACUAAGUCAUGUCAAAAUACGUGGCAGGAGUUUGAAUUACCAAAGUAUGACAAAGAUGUGUCUUCAAUAGAAUCAUCAAAAUACUACGAUACAUGAUGAGCCAAUGAAGACUUGUUUGUGGCAAGUUGACUCCUCUCAUUAAGAUAAUGAGCGUGACAGAUGGGAACGGACCAUCUGCCAGGAAACUUGAGGAGCACUUGAAGCAAGAAGAAGCAGACAUGACUAAGGUGUCACUCCGAAGUCGAAAGAUUAGUACAAGUGAUGAUUUAGAGAAGCAGGGACUGCUUAACGUCCGAGCUUUCCUCUUCCUGGUUCUGUGGUAUUUCUUCAGCUUUUGUACUUUGUUCUUAAACAAAUACAUUCUGUCCACACUCAAGGGAGACCCAACGUUGUUAGGUGCCAUGCAGAUGGUGAUGACGACAAUGUUUGGGUUUAUACAGAUGUACCUCCCUUUGGGUAUGUACAAGCCUGUACAGAGAGAGGGCAAGCCACCCAACUUCUGGAGGAACAUGAUUCUGGUGGGGACCAUGAGAUUUUCCACAGUUGUGUUAGGUCUGGUGGCUCUCAAGUUUGUCGCGGUUUCCUUCACGGAAACUGUGAAGAGUUCGGCACCCUUGUUCACAGUGCUUAUGUCCAGAGUACUGAUCGGAGAGUACACCGGCUUUUAUACCUUCCUGUCACUCAUCCCCAUCAUGUUUGGGCUCGCCUUGUGUUCCGCAUACGAACUCAGUUUUAAUGUACAGGGCUUUGUGGCAGCCCUGGCCACCAACUUAACAGAGUGUUUACAGAAUGUAUAUUCAAAGCUUCUCAUAAGUGGUGAAAAAUAUAGAUAUACGCCUGCGGAGCUCCAGUUCUACACGAGCAUAGCUUCAGUGGUGGUUCAGAUCCCAGCAUGCUUCGUGAUGAUGGAUCUCCCCGCAGUACAGAAGUCCCUGGACUACACGUUAUUAUCUACACUUGUUCUAAAUGGCAUAUUCUUCCAUUUUCAAAGCAUCACAGCAUACGUCCUUAUGGGCUACAUUUCACCUGUAACACAUAGCGUGGCGAAUACAGUAAAGAGAGCAUUCCUGAUCUGGUUAUCUGUGAUAACAUUUGGAAACCCAGUGACAAUUCUCAGUGGUGUAGGGACCGUCACAGUUACUGUGGGGGUGUUGUUUUACACCAAAGCCAAAGAGUAUGACUCCAACAGACGAGAACACAUUGCUCAGUAUUCACGGACACCUGAACCAGUGACCAAGGAAGUUUGAUGAUAGUGACUCUCUAGACUCCAUGCCUCAUUCAUUCUACAUCCGUCACCAUGGAUACAUUGUUUAUGGGGAUACCUGUUGUGUUGUUUCAUGCUUGGCAGACUGAAGGUUUCCAAACCGGGAUCAAAACAUUGGGAAACGUUGCUGACUAUAACUUACUUAUGGCAAGCACCGAGUGUUAAACGUCCUGUAUUGUAGUGUUUUACAGCCAUAUGAUAUUUGCCUCAUUGUGGGUGAUCUGAUACAGCAAAGAUAAGUGGAAUUAACUGAUGCCAUAAAACACAUAUCAAGACUUUCCAAAUAAUUUAGUGUAGCUUUGAGAAAUAUGCCAAAUGAUCUGUUUUGGUUCAUGCCUUUAGAUUAACACUGGUUUUGUAAAGAUAAUUUGUCAGUGUUUAUAUAUAUUAAGCAGCCUUUCCUGUCAGUCAUUGGAACUGAAGUGUUCAAAAAACCCAAAGAACGCAACGAUAUGAUUGAAAUGUUUACCAAAUGAUCAGGAGCCAAAUGUGUACUGAGUUGUUCUUGUUGGUCUUGCUAUAACAUUCAUCAAUGAAAUGCAAGUCCACAUACACUUUUAUAUAUGAAAUAUGUGUUUUAGGUAGACGAUGUGGGAUGUGUUUUAUGAAUGAUCAUGGUAUUUAUUGCAGUAAUCUCUCCAUGGGCUUGAAUUAUGUGUCUCAUUAAAUCUUGGCAUCUCCUAUUGCCAUGUAAAUAUCAAAUGAUUGCUUUUAGCAUUAUCUGCUUUAGUUUAACAAAUGCAUUUCGUUUCUUGUAUUGGAUUAUCAUGUGUAAAUAGAUGAAGCUGCGGGGUAGCUGUUGGUCAGUACUGUGGUCUGUAUAGCCAUGACACUUCUCAGGCUUGCUUCACAAUAUUCAGUCAACUUUGUGUUAUACACGCUUCAGAAACAUUUGUUUGUUAUGGAUAAGUAGUAAUGGAAUAUGUCAGUAGAUUGAUCUUUUAGAAAGCGUUAUUUUCAUUUCUUGUGUAAUUGAAGGCAGCUUUAAAUAGGACCAUUGCUGUGGGUGGGUGAAGGUGAUGACCUUUACAUAGGACCAUGGCAAUGGGUGGGUGAAGGUGAUGACCUUUACAUAGGACCAUGGCGAUGGGUGGGUGAAGGUGAUAACCUUUACAUAGGACCAUGGCUGUGGGUGAAGGUGAUGACCUUUACAUAGGACCAUGGCUGUGGGUGAAGGUGAUGACCUUUACAUAGGACCAUGGCGGUGGGUGAAGGUGAUGACCUUUACAUAGGACCAUGGCGGUGGGUGAAGGUGAAACCGAUGAGCUUUACAUUGGAAUUUGGCUGUGAGGGGGUGCACUUGCUUGUGGGUAAAACAGGUCCGAGACCUGCAUAACUUUAGGCUUUCUUCCCACAAUAAGCUAAUAUGCGAAGAUAUUCCUGAAAUUUUGUUAAAGAAGCAUGAAACCUAACUCACUCACUCACCCUCAGCCAUACUAUUGAUAAAAUGGGUUUGUUCUGGACCUUGGUUUGUCAGCACUGUAUGUGUUUCACUAACAAAGCUUACACUUCACAAACUCCAUGCCUACGUCUGAUGUCGAUCACUCCGUCAGAUCUGUCUAAACUACCUCGGUUGUGGUGUGUUCAAGUGUGUAUGAUGCACUGUGCCCACCCUGUAACAUUUAGGGGAACUGUUUGAUGGUCAUUCUAGAAGCUUUAGGAAUAACAACAUACACCAUUAGGAAUAACAACUUCUGAUUCAUUGCAUAUAGCAAUGUUUCAACUUUAUGUAGGGCGGUAAAUCAAAUGUUUGUUAAAUGCAGUAAGACACAAGUUGUUAUCCAUCAAGUGUUGUUUAUUUUUAAUCUGCUUAACAUUGUCUGCCACAAAAAACACAUUGCUUUUGUAAAAGAACAAUUUAGACUCAUGGUUUUAAUAAGAAAUCUAGUUUUGUUACUGUAGUUGAAAUCUACUCUCUGCACAAAAUAUCAAAUGGUUUGUACUCUGAAGUUACCUAUGAAAAUAAGUUAACUUAUAAGCUUUUACUCUGAUGAAUAUGAAUGGCAGAGACAAUGUGACUGAAUCAUUGUGUACAAAAGUGAAUCAUUUAAUUGAUUUAAGGUGCUUUGCUUUCUCUAAGUCUCUGAUGGGGAGACGUGUGUGCAAUAGUGGAGAAGGGCUCAAGCAAGCUGAGUUUCCAUGCAGGGUUAUUUGUGUAAUGGGUUUACGCCUGGUGCGGCACAGGGAACCAUGGCCAUCUGUAGGGACAUCGGUUUGCUUCAUAGGUUUUUGAUUUUCUUUGUUGUGCCAUAUUCAUUUUGUUUGUAGAAAUGCAGAAUCAUGAAAUAUUGAAUGAGCAUUGUUUUGUAUUGUGACCUGAAACAGAUAUGUUGUACAUAAAGCAAAAUUAAUAGAAUGCCUUCAUAUAUUUUUAAUAAAAAGUCAUGUAUUUUCCAUUUGACCUCAAUGAGUUAGGAAAUGUGCAUUGAUUUUUUUUAAACUAAUUAAUUCAAAAUCGAAUUUAAAGCUAUUGUGUACACCCAUGCUAAUUGUUCCCUGUAUACUUCAUUGUGAUGGGUCCAGUGGAGGUUCCAGUUUCAGUAACAUCGUUCAUUAUGUGUGGAUGUUCUUAUGUUACAGACACAGUAUUUCUCAAAAAUACCAUUCCAGUAACCCCUGCUGUGGUAUUGCUGGAAUAUUGCUAAAAGCCAUGUAAAUCCAUACUCUAAAAUAUCAGGGCAGCUCUCUACUUGUCAAAUACAUAUUUUGUCAGUGACCUCAAACACUUGCAUUUGCUGAACUUUACAAGAACCAAUAACACACCAGGCCAAUUAACAAGGCACAUGACCUGUUUCUGCAAGCAUGGAAGUAGACCAUCUAUGACAGUGCUUCCACUUCCAGACAGCUGAUUCUCCAAGCCUGUAUAUGUAAACAUUGUAGACAGGGAUAAACAGCAGACAAUUAUUGGAUACUACCAGUAAUUUAUACUGGUAAUUAAUUGAAAAAAUCAGUUGCAGAAUCUAAUUGAUGAGAUUAUGCUGAAAGACAUUAAACCAUUUUAAAUCACAAAUUGAUAAAUUCUAAGUUUUGAUAAUAAAUUUCAGAGAUCAUUUAAGAUGACCUGUGGGUUACCCCAAACUAUCAUUAUUGAUAAGGUCACAAUACUGGUUGUAUAGAACUGAGUGGCCAUAAAAAAGAAAAGCUUAUUCUGAAGAGAAUUAUUUCAAAGGAUAACAAAUCAUACAGGAAAUAGAUUGAUUUAAUGAUUUGGAUCGAUGAAAUCCACAGUGCAUGAAGCAAGCACUGUUCCUGACCAUUCGUAUGUACAGCUGGACGGACAUGGUUAUGAUUCCUGGGUGUAUGGGGUUCCACAGACAAUGAUGUAGGCUGGGUUGUGUCAGUGCUGGAGAGGUGACUGUCGAAGCCCAUGGAGGUGUCGGGGACAGCUGGCAGAAAUAAGUAGCUGGCUCCCGAUCCACAAAGUGUUCAUAACUUUACAACCUAUCGUAACUCUGUACUAUAUCAUUGGCUUACGAUUGACGUAGUGCUAUGAACACUUUGUGGACAGGGUGCCUGGAGCUAGCCCUGGCUUGUACAGAAACGUGUAACAUGUACAAAGAAACAUCAGUCUAAAGCCUCACUUGUCCCCUAAGUACUGUAGGUAAUGAAUAAAUAUAAUUAAAUGUACAUUAUCAUGUUUGCACAAUUUGUUAAUCUGAUGAUUACAUGGGUACUGUACAUGUGGAUUAGUAUAAGGUCGCUUAAAGCAUGAAACUGAAUGAGCCAAUAUUCAACAACGUAAGUUGAGGGGACAGUCACAUGGGGAGCAAGGGAGGUAACUGAGUAUGAGCUGUUCUGGGAGAUCAUGCACACCAGACUGACCCAACACAGAGCUUGGCAGACCAUCGAUCGAAGCUGUGUCUGCUGUGUAGGUUCUGUAAGUCGUGAACAGAUCACAUGGUUUUCAAGGACCCUUUCCAGUGUUUGUCAGAAUGUGACUUUGUAUUGUAAUUGUAUGUACAACACAGGACAACAGGUUAUUGUUUUUGUAUAUAUAUACAUAUGUGUGUAUAUUGUGGGAUGUCAUGCCAAAUGAUGAGAGUUAUGUAAAGAAGAAUAGAGUAUUAAACAUUUUAUUUAUUUUC
Messenger RNA from Haliotis rubra (blacklip abalone), 5402 nucleotides. Its product is annotated as solute carrier family 35 member E2A-like. Gene Ontology annotation, molecular function: antiporter activity. The record is from RefSeq and is a predicted model, not a curated record. Lineage: Eukaryota; Metazoa; Mollusca; Gastropoda; Lepetellida; Haliotidae. Gene Ontology annotation, cellular component: Golgi apparatus.